Mesorhabditis spiculigera is the source of this 1053-nucleotide messenger RNA. The record is from the annotation of a GenBank genome assembly. Lineage: Eukaryota; Metazoa; Nematoda; Chromadorea; Rhabditida; Rhabditidae.
AUGUGCAACGCAGCCCAAGUGCAUCAGCCCACGGAGCCCGAGUUUGUCUCGGUUAACGACGUCGACUUCUGCGACCGCGAAUUUGAGGAGAGCAAGCAAAUUGAGGAAUCUGCUUCGAAUAGAUUCCGUCGUCGCGCACCACGUUGGGUGGCGCGGAAUGUGCUGAUGUUUGGCAUACUCCACGCUAUGGCCCUGUACGGUCUGUACCACGCCGUCUUCUACGCAAAGUGGUACACCCUCGCCUUCGGUUUUGCUACCUGGAUUGGAUCGGUGCUCGGCGUCACUGUCGGAGCCCAUCGUCUUUGGUCGCAUCGAUCGUACAAGGCAACCUUCGCUUAUCGCGCAAUGCUGAUGGUCCUUCAAACGAUUUCCGGACAGAAUUCGAUCUACGAAUGGGUCCGCGAUCAUCGUUGUCAUCACAAGUGGACUGACACGGAUGCCGACCCGCAUAAUGCUUCGCGUGGACUCUUCUUCUCGCAUAUGGGCUGGCUCCUUCAGAAGAAACAUGAGGCCGUCAUUCAGAAAGGAUCUCAAAUCGAUAUGUCUGAUCUCCUCCACGACCCCGUAGUGGUCUUCCAAAAAAAGUACUACUUCCCGCUGUACAUAAUCUUCUGCUUCCUGCUUCCGUCGGCCAUCCCAGUCUAUUUCUGGGGUGAGAGCGCCCUGGUUUCGUACUUCGUCGCCGGAAUCCUAAGGUACGUUCUGUCGCUUCACGAGACCUGGACCAUCAACUCACUCGCCCAUACACAUGGCCAUAAGCCUUACGAUGCCCGCAUUCGUGCCACCGACCAUCACUUGAUGGCCAUGCUGACCGUUGGUGAAGGCGGACACAAUUACCAUCAUACCUUCCCUUCUGAUUAUCGGACAUCCGAGUUCACUUAUUGCCUCAACCUCGGCAAGUUGUUGAUCGAUCUCGGUGCGCACUUCGGCCAAGUACAGGACCGCAAGGUGGUGGGUGAAGAGUUCAUCCAAAAACGCAUCGAGGCCAACGAGGCAAUCUUCGGGAAAAGCGAAUAUUACGAACAUUUCUCGCAGUCCUGGUUCAAGUCUUCC